Molecule: messenger RNA, 2123 nt
Organism: Leucoraja erinaceus (little skate)
Lineage: Eukaryota; Metazoa; Chordata; Chondrichthyes; Rajiformes; Rajidae
Product: homeobox protein Hox-A9a-like
Exons: 2
Coding region: 1159-1986 (275 amino acids)
Biological process (GO): regulation of transcription by RNA polymerase II
Cellular component (GO): nucleus
Molecular function (GO): RNA polymerase II cis-regulatory region sequence-specific DNA binding; DNA-binding transcription factor activity, RNA polymerase II-specific
Source: RefSeq, a predicted model, not a curated record
UAAAAUCCACUGUUCUACGGUUCCGCAGUUCGCUGAUUUAGUGUCAGUUAUUAGUUUAGAGAUGGAGUAUGGAAACAGGCCCUUCGGCCCACGGAGUCCGCGCCGGACAUCGAUCAACAGUUCACACUAGUCCCAUGUUAUCCCACGUUUGCAUCCACUCCUUACACAUUUGACAGAGGCCGAUUAACGUGCAAACUCGCACGACUUUGGAGUGUGGAAGGAAACCGGUGCACCGAGAGGAAACCCACGCGGUCACAGAGAAAAUGUGCAAACUCCACGCAGACAGGAUCGAAGCCGAAUCUCUGGCGCUGUGAAGAAGCAGCUCUACUUGUAUGCUUUUGAAGCAACUGCCUUUACAAUUAUGUAAAUGGAAAGUUUUAAUCUGGAAGAAGUGUUAGACGACUGGUGAAUAUGUCGAGAAAUAGACGGAUCUCAUUUCUGUGUGCAGCAGUAGUUCACUUUAGCCUCCUCAAAAAAGGUUUACAGUAAUAGGCUAAAUAUUUACUCGCUCGUCUAAUGCUGGAACCCGAGGUGUAAUUCUGGAGCUUUAAGGGUUAUAGCAGGCAAUAAAAGCUCCUUAAAUGCCUUUUGCCUGACGCAUGUUGUAUUGUCACGAAGAAGGUUUUGUUUCUGAUUACAGUUAACAGUUCUAUUAUAACACCGGUUCCUUGUGGCGUUUCAUGUACAUCAAAUAAACAAAUAUACCUUACCAACAACUAAACGUUAGAAAUUAAUUUAAACGGAGACAAAUCUUACAUAACCAACAGAAGAAGGAAGCUGAUGAAAACUCAGCAUUGACCUUGGGUCAACAGCUACAGUACAGAUGUGUCAUUCUACAAUGCAGUUCGUGUCCUUGACGUUUGUUCACAGAGUUUUAAUUUGUAAAGAGUCCACACUGUGCUUUAUUUGCUAAGUGCUGUGGAGUAACAGCAAUAAAAAGAUCAGGUAGUUUGGACCAGGGUGUAGUGUGUGCUUAAUAGAUAGUGUCGUUUCUGGGAGGUGGAACUCAAAGUAUUUGAUCAAUGCCUGCACCAGUCUAUCAUUCUCAAUAUUUUUGAACAGGGAGGAAUUGUGCGCUUUCAUGUUGUGACCGAAAGUAUUUGUGAGAUUAUAUCUGCAAGGCCUGGAGUGAAGAGAAUCAUUUGGUGAAAUUAUAAGAUGGAUUCGACCUCGCUACGGUACAAGCUGACGUUAGAGACAUCUAGCGAUAAGGCAGUAAUGCUGCAGGAUGAACAGCGUCCACUUGAUAUGAAUCCAGUACUUUCCACGAAUAUUGCGUUUCGCCCUGCUAUGUUUCCUUCAGCGUUGAAAACGACCCCAGGUGGAAAAUGCCUCGGAUUGUAUUCGGAGGACUUUUCGACUUGCAGUCCACGUGGAAUAGUAGAUCGGGACAUCUUUGCCGUCUCACCUGAGGCAGGUCGAUUCACUGCCAACCAGCUCCAAAGUGACAGUCAUAUAUCUUUGUUUAGUAACUACCCCCACAAUCCCUGCGAGAGAAGUGAAACCUCCACAAACUCAGGAAUUUAUCAGAGUUGGCCACUAGAAUACUCCCGGGCUGCACCUGUCCAGAUCCAAACAGAUCCCAAUGACCUGGACCUCACUUCGUUCAGCCAUUCCCAGUAUUACGGAGCACCCAUUUCAGGAGGAACACUUCCAACGGCAGGUCCCGGCGUCCCAAUGCAUUUAGGUCAGUCUGAUGAUGCCUUGUACAGGUAUUGCCUUAAAUGUAUGUUUAACGUCUUCAUUGGUGUGUACGUUACAGCUUUCGGAUUGACAUCGCACUGGCCGCAGUCACAGAACCCUGGAAGUAGCCUAAGAAAGAAACGAAUUCCUUACAGCAAACAGCAAAUUGCUGAAUUGGAAAAGUCUUUUGAAAAAAAUCGAUUCCUCACCCCUGAAAUCCGACUGAAUAUUUCCUUUAAAUUAGGUUUAUCAGAAAGACAGGUAAGACAGUCUUUUUCCAGCCGUUACAAUAUGAGAGAAUGAAAUCCCUAUCCGAUGGUCUGGUCUUUCUUGCUUGCCAACAGGUGGGUGCAUGUAUUCCCAGGGAACAUUAAAAACCGAGACAGUUCCUAUUUGUAAGUUUUCUGUUUAAAACAAAUAUUCUACUACUUUUCAGGUAA